Molecule: messenger RNA, 2254 nt
Organism: Myxocyprinus asiaticus (Chinese sucker)
Lineage: Eukaryota; Metazoa; Chordata; Actinopteri; Cypriniformes; Catostomidae
Product: protein FAM180A-like
Exons: 3
Coding region: 246-767 (173 amino acids)
Source: RefSeq, a predicted model, not a curated record
UAGACAGAUAGUCUUUAACUUUUGAUGACUUCCAGAUGAAAAUGUCCACACACACACACACACUGAAUUCCUCUCCGUCAAAGAGGACAAACGGAAUGUAUGCUUGAGGAAAAAGGACAACAGUUGAGAAAUGAUGGGGCCACUCUCUCUCUCUCUAUCUCUCCCUCUCUCUCUCUCCCUCUCUGUGGAGCCGCUGUGUAUUUACUGCAGUGCUGAGAAACAUUGAGAGAAGAGGAGAAACAAUCAUGACGGUCCUCAGGAUUCUGUCUCUCUCUGCUCUGGUGUGUCACAUGUCUACCUCCACAUCCCACUACUUGAGAAAAGCUCUGUACCCAUCAGCCUUCAGAGUGAAGCGAGGGACGCCAGCUCUGCUCAACCCCUCGUUUCAGAAAUCUGUGGAGGAUGCCAACCUUCUCUAUGAGGUGUUGUUAUCAGGAGCGUUCAUGGACUCUGCGCGAGGAACGCUCCAUAUAUAUGAUGAGGAACUGGCAUCUGUGAGGAAGCUGGAUGUUCUUGAGGUUCUGUGUGAAGAUGUUCUGCCCAGAACUCUCCCUGAGAUCCAGCGGCUCAGUUUUCAGCUGGCACAGCACCGUGGAGCGCUUCGGAUGGAGGACUUUGAGCGGACAGUCCUUACAAUGGUGUUUACAGCACAACAACUCCAACAUGCCAGCCCCGGCCGACAGAGGGAACUGUGGGCAAACAGCCUAUUGCAACUCUAUAAAGCCAUUAAAGGAGACCUGCUGUCGGAGUCAAGGACAAAAUACUAAACAUUAAGAGGAGUCUGUCAUAUAAACACCUCAACUGGUGCAUCGCUGGUCUGUUCUGUAUGGUCACGAACAGCAGGGAAAAAACAAUGCUAAAUGCAAAUAAAAUGCAAGUCCCAUAUUUUUGGUUGUUGAUGUCAAAGGCUGUACAUCCUUUCAUAGUACCCUAAACAUCAGUCACUUGCUAGAAGUGAGUUAAUCAAAUCAGGCAGACGUCAACACGGACAGGUUGUGUGACAUGCCCUCGUUGUCAGAAAUAUUGAAUACAACUAAUACAACCCACACUACAUUAAAUACCUACAUCAGGGUCCAGCAUGGUUUGUUGCGACCACACUGUAUUUUGUGCAGUGAAUUAUAAGAGCAGGAAACCGAAACUGAAAUUCAAUUGGCAUUUAGAAUCCAAACACUCAAACUACAUAGACAAUAUACUGUUUAGUAGUACAUUUUCCUAUUCAGUCUGUUAACAAUUUUUCAUAUUUUUGGGCAUAUGUAGUUCAUGUAAUAUUAUCACAUUUUAGUGGCCUUUUUCUGUUUAUUUUGGAACUGUAUUGAGUCCUGAAGCAAAACUAGUCCAGAAGCACUGCAGUUGUGGACUUCUGUACUUCCUGUGAUCUGUUGCACUGUUAUCAGAAUAAAUAUGACGUGCAUCUUUGCAUAAGUUCACCUUCACAGUGACAAAUCACUUUCUUUGCAUAAAAAGUGUUAUACGUCAACACCGCAGGCAAAUUUGAUGGCACAUUACUUGAGAAUGAGCUCUAGUGUCCUUGUAAGGCUUCACAUUUUCCUUGACAUAAUGCAUCUGCUCACAUAGUCAUUAUCACGUCCUUGACCAUGUUUUCAUGACACUUUCACCUGUCAAAAUGUGUUCCUCCGCUCUGUAAUGUUUGUGACUGACUCUAAGAGGCUUUUCGAGAGACAAUAUAGCCGCCAGCAAGUAUAACUGAUAAUAAAGUGAAAACUUCACAGCUUUGGUACCACAUUCAAAGAGCAGCCCUACAAAUGACAAUGUAGAUUACUGGAGUUUUCAUUUCAACAGUAUUUUAUUGAAGACAUCAGGCAGUUUCAACAGCUGCCAUCUCCAGUAUUAAAACUGCUGAAUGACUGACUUCACUUUUGAGAUUAUAAUGAACAAAAAUAAAAAUUUAACAAAAUUCUGUGAUGCUCAGGAAUGAUUGUGCAAUUGUGGGUCUAUAAUGCCAUCUACAGGCUACAGAUAUAAUAACAGCUGCAGAUAACAGGUUUUAGAUGUGGUUAUAAUACAAAACGUUGUUGCAAUGUAAUGUAAACAAAGAGGUAAUCAGUUACAUGUGUGUUAUAAGAUGAAUACCUUUGUAAUGUAAGGUCAGGUUUCACAUGUUAUUUUAAGAACUUGUACAAAAGUUUUUAUUUGAUGGAUUUGUGUAAAGAAAUUCACCUUUUCACUGAAAAACAAAUGUGAUGUUAUUACACUCUUGUUUUGACAGACAGACAGAGAUAGAUAGAAUACAUGA